GCCGAGCGCGCCGCCCCCGCCCCCGCCCCGUCUGCGCGUCCUCCCGGGGAGGGGUCGGGGGGCGCGGCGCCCCACAUAACACUCCCCCUCCUGCGCUCGGAGCCACCCCUCUCCCCUCCCUCCUGCAAACACCGCCGCCUCCCCUGCCACCGCCGCCACCUCGCCUGACGCUCCGCAGCUCGCCGCGGCCGGGGGGCGGUGCGCGGACCGUGCGCGCCAGGGGCGCCAGAUGUGCAGUCGCCGCUGCCGCCAGUGACCGAGCCGCAGCCCGAGCGGGAUCGGGCCGCCUCCCCGAUGCUGCGGGGGCGACCUUGAGCGCGCCCCGGCUUCCUCGGCGGGGACCCCGACACCGCGAGCGCCGUGUCCGGUCCUGCCCUCUCCAGCCCGGCUCGCCCCGCGUUCGGACAUGGAGGGGGCCGCUGCGCCCGCGGCCGGGGACGGCCCAGACUUGCGGCCGGGGGCGCCGGGCUCUCCCCCGGAGGCGGUGGCGGGGGCAACCGCCGCCCCCGCGGUGGCGGCGGCCCCGGAGCCCAGGAAGCCGCACGGGGUGAAGCGGCAUCACCACAAGCACAACUUGAAGCACCGCUACGAACUGCAGGAGACCCUGGGCAAAGGCACCUACGGCAAAGUCAAGAGGGCCACCGAGAGGUUUUCGGGCCGAGUGGUUGCUAUAAAAUCCAUUCGUAAGGACAAAAUUAAGGAUGAACAAGACAUGGUUCACAUCAGACGAGAGAUUGAGAUCAUGUCAUCCCUCAACCAUCCUCAUAUCAUCAGUAUUUAUGAAGUGUUUGAGAACAAAGACAAGAUUGUGAUCAUCAUGGAGUACGCGAGCAAGGGGGAGCUGUACGAUUACAUCAGUGAGAGGAGACGCCUCAGCGAGAGGGAGACCAGACACUUCUUCCGCCAGAUCGUCUCCGCCGUGCACUAUUGUCACAAGAACGGUGUGGUCCACCGGGACUUGAAGCUGGAAAACAUACUGCUUGAUGAUAACUGCAAUAUUAAGAUUGCUGACUUUGGGCUUUCCAACCUGUACCAGAAGGACAAGUUCUUGCAAACAUUUUGUGGGAGCCCGCUCUACGCUUCUCCUGAGAUUGUCAAUGGGAGACCUUACCGGGGGCCAGAGGUGGACAGCUGGGCCCUGGGCGUGUUGCUUUACACCCUCGUUUAUGGAACGAUGCCCUUCGAUGGUUUCGAUCACAAAAACCUCAUUCGGCAGAUCAGCAGUGGAGAGUAUCGGGAGCCCACGCAGCCCUCAGACGCUCGAGGACUCAUUCGGUGGAUGCUGAUGGUGAACCCCGAUCGCCGGGCCACCAUUGAGGACAUCGCCAACCACUGGUGGGUGAACUGGGGCUACAAGAGCAGUGUCUGUGACUGUGACGCACUGCACAACUCUGAGUCACCGCUCUUGGCUCGCAUUAUCGACUGGCAUCACCGUUCCACGGGGCUGCAGGCCGAGGCUGAAGCCAAAAUGAAGGGCCUGGCCAAACCCGGGGCCUCAGAAGUCAUGCUGGAGCGGCAGCGGUCACUGAAAAAGUCCAAGAAAGAGAAUGACUUUGCCCAGUCUGGCCAGGACUCGGUGCCCGAAAGCCCAUCCAAGCUGAGCUCCAAGAGGCCCAAAGGGAUCCUGAAGAAGCGGAGCAACAGUGAACAUCGCUCCCACAGCACGGGCUUCAUCGAAGGCGUGGUCAGCCCUGCCUUGCCCUCUGCUUUCAAGAUGGAGCAGGACUUGUGUCGGACUGGUGUGCCCCUCCCAAGCUCCCCCGAGGCAGAGGUGCCGGGUAAACUCAGCCCCAAGCAGUCGGCCACGAUGCCCAAGAAGGGCAUCUUGAAGAAAACCCAGCAGAGAGAAUCGGGGUACUAUUCUUCCCCAGAGCGCAGCGAAUCUUCCGAGCUGUUGGACAGUAACGAUGGGCUGGGCAGCAGCAUCCCAUCCCCCAGUCCCCCAGACCCAGCCAGGGGCACUUCCCACAGCCUCUCCUGCCGCAGGAAGGGCAUCUUGAAACACAGCAGCAAGUACUCAGCAGGGACCGUGGACCCGGCCCUCGUCAGCCCCGAAAUGCCCACACUGGAAUCCUUGCUGGAGCCCGGCGUCCCCGCCGAAGGCCUCUCCCGGAGCUACAGCCGGCCCUCCAGCGUCAUCAGUGACGACAGCGUCCUGUCCAGCGACUCCUUUGACUUGCUGGACUUGCAGGAGAAUCGCCCUGCCCGCCAGCGCAUCCGCAGCUGCGUCUCUGCUGAAAACUUCCUCCAGAUCCAGGACUUUGAGGGGCUCCAGAACCGGCCGCGGCCCCAGUACCUGAAGCGGUACCGGAACCGGCUGGGAGACAGCAGCUUCUCCCUCCUCGUGGACAUGGACGAUGUGACUCAGGUCUACAAGAAAGCGCUGGAGAUCUGCAACAAGCUUAACUAGCUCCCCAGGGUGCAGGGGGUGGGUUGUGGGUGGGUUUUGGGGGAGGAAUGGGAGCAAUGACUUGUGCUUGUGAGCUGGUUACCUCUUUGCUGGCCACGAUGAUAGACUGAAAAAGGAUUGGUACCAUCUUGCUUGGCCAAGUCCGCAGCCUGGCGCCAGCACCUGAAAGGGAGAAGUGGGUUCUCUGCCAGUCCUGCCAGCUGCCAGUCAGAAUUUGGGUCCGAAUUGGCAUUUACUUUGAGGCACCUCUCGGAGGACCGGCUGUCCGGGGGAGGUGGUGGUGGCCAGCGCUAAGAGGGUGGGGAAGAAGCAUAUGGGAGCGGGGGCAUCUCCCUAAACAUUAUCCAAAUGCUUCUGGAGGAGGGGCAAGAGAGCCUGGGGCCGUCUGCUUGGGGUGAGCUCAGAGCUUGCUUCUCUCCUCCUCACAUUGGCAGGCUUGGUCUGACUGCAUGGGGUCGGCAAGUAGAUUUCAGCAACCUGAA
Molecule: messenger RNA, 2892 nt
Organism: Neofelis nebulosa (Clouded leopard)
Lineage: Eukaryota; Metazoa; Chordata; Mammalia; Carnivora; Felidae
Gene: NUAK1
Product: NUAK family kinase 1
Exons: 7
Coding region: 407-2410 (667 amino acids)
Biological process (GO): microtubule cytoskeleton organization; protein phosphorylation; intracellular signal transduction
Cellular component (GO): cytoplasm
Molecular function (GO): tau-protein kinase activity; protein serine/threonine kinase activity; ATP binding
Source: RefSeq, a predicted model, not a curated record